Lachancea thermotolerans CBS 6340 is the source of this 1344-nucleotide messenger RNA. It is a transcript of the gene NUF2, whose product is annotated as kinetochore-associated Ndc80 complex subunit NUF2. The coding region runs from base 1 to 1344 and encodes 447 amino acids. Gene Ontology annotation, molecular function: protein-containing complex binding. Lineage: Eukaryota; Fungi; Ascomycota; Saccharomycetes; Saccharomycetales; Saccharomycetaceae. The record is from RefSeq and is a predicted model, not a curated record. Gene Ontology annotation, cellular component: Ndc80 complex; kinetochore. Gene Ontology annotation, biological process: mitotic spindle organization; meiotic chromosome segregation; kinetochore organization. The transcript has a single exon.
AUGAACAAGGAUAUAUUUCCACUUCUGGAUCUACAGGAGCUGGUACUAUGUCUCCAAAGCUGCGACUUCGCUCUAGCUAGUGAGGAAAACAUCUCGCGUCCUACCUCUCAGUAUGUCAUUACAUUGUACAAGCAGAUCAUUGACAGUUUUACAGGGGUUGCGCCUGACACGCUGAUCAGCGACGGCGAUGCGGCAGUCAGGCCAACAAGCGAAGUUGCAGGAGAAGACCCGGUUUACAAGGAAACGCUACGCAUGCUAACACUCAACAAAAUAUGCUUUAAGUUCUUCCAGGAUAUAGGCGUCUCUGACUUCAACAUGAUGGACCUGUAUAAGCCGGAUGCUUUGAGAACUCAACGAUUUCUGAGUGCUGUUGUCAAUUAUGCGCGAUUCCGCGAAGAACGAAUGGCCGACUGCGACCAGUUCAUGUCUCAAACCGAAUCACUCUUAAACCAGCUUCGAGAGAAGUUUGACGACUAUAACUUCUUGCAGCAGCAGGUUGCUAAGCACUACGAGCUUGCCGACUUAGCAGAAGGAGAAAGUCUUGCCUUCCUUGAAGCCAACAAUCGGAACCUCGAAAAUCAGUUGAAAAAGCUGACGCAGGUUCAAGAAGCCUUCACCAUUGACUACAAUAACUACAAGAGUAGCAAACAAAAGCUAAUGUCACAGUUAGAAAGUUUAGGGUUUGAACUUAUCGAACUGGAGUCACAAAGAGACAAACUUCACCGAUACUCCGAAACAGAUAUUAGCAGCCUUCAAGAGAGCAUGAAUGAGUUCUCCCAAAUGCUCGAUGAGCAGCAAGGCAAUUUGGCGAAAAUGCAGUCUCAAUACAAAGUACUCUCGAAGUCAACAGAAACCUUUCAUGCUAUCACGCUCGAACUUUACGAGUUGCUACGGAUAAUAUCAACAGACUUGCAAGAAUCACAUUUGAGAGAAAUUGGGCUUCUCGAAAUAAAGCAGCAAUUAGCUAAAAGUGAGGCCAAGAUGAAUAACCUUUUAACAUCAGGGGUUAUGAUGAAGCUUUCCAGCUUACAAUCGCAGCUUGCUAUGCAAAAACAACGUCUCCGGGAGCUUGAAGAAACAACAGAAAGGAAACAGAAUGAGAAUACUUUAGCCCUUCAAAAUUUACAGAGGGAGUUUGCGGAGGAAGUCAUGCCUGAGGUCCAAAAGAUUGAUGAGCACGUCGAAAAGGAGUUGUUUGGUAAAGUUAUAAAGUCCCUUGAAAAAGAUAUGCAGGCGUUGCGGGACGACUUCAAAAAAGAUUCGGUUGCCAUAGACUUAGAAUAUUCUCUCCUUGCGUCUCACAUCAAAAACUAUGUUCAACAGAUGCUGGAAAAAAUCAGCUGA